Molecule: messenger RNA, 1158 nt
Organism: Acanthosepion pharaonis
Lineage: Eukaryota; Metazoa; Mollusca; Cephalopoda; Sepiida; Sepiidae
Source: the annotation of a GenBank genome assembly
AUGUAUGGCUAUCGACUAGAAACGGCUUUUUUUUUUUUUUUUUACAAAUUCGUUUUCGUUUUUCCUUUUCUUUUUUUUCUUUCAUUUUUCGUCUUCAUUUUUCUUUUCUUCUUUUCUUUUUUUUUCUUUUCUUUUUUUUUCUUUUAUUUUUUACAAAUUCAUUAUGUUAUAUGUUCUUUCACUCGAUUUUCAAUUCUGUUUAUCUCUCUCUACUGUUUCUUAAUCCUUCUGUCUUUCAUUCUUUCUUUUCUCUCCUCAUGCUUUGUCUUUGAUCUCUUUCUCUCCUGUAUCUUUCUCCCUCUUUGUGUGUUUCUUUCCACCUCUCUCCCUCUUUUCUCUUCCUGUUACUUUUUUCUUUCUAUUUUUCACUAUCAUUUUCUUCCUCUUUUACACAUUUCUUUUAACAUAUCUCUUUUAUCCCUAAAUCUUCGAUUAUCACCUGUUCAUUAUUUUUUAAAAUCAUCUGCUCCCCUCUCUCUCUCUCUCUCUCUCUCUCUUACUGUCCUUUCUUCCCUCUCUUUUAUUCUCUUUUCUUCUUUCUCUCCCUCUCGUCCUUAUUUUUUUCUCUUUCAAUGUCUGUCUCUCAUUUUAAAAUUUUCAUUUAAAAAUGAUAAAGUUAAUCUUUUCUUCUUCUUAACAGUAACGGAUUAUUCUCUCUCUCUCUCUCUCUCUCUCUCUCUCUCUCUCUCUCUCUCUCUAUCUCUAUCUCUCUCUUUCUUUCUUUUUCGUUCUCUCUUUCUCGUUCUUUCUCUUUCUUUUUUCUAUAUCUAUUCAUCUAUUCAAAUCUCUAUCUCUAUAUCACAAUUUACCUACACUCUUUGUUAUUCUCUCUCUCUCUCUCUCUCUCUCUCUCUCUCUCUCUCUCUCUAUCGAUACUUCAUUUCAUCUCCGUUUUCACCUUUCUCUCUCUAUUUCUCCCUUUCUUUCUCUAUCUCGUUCUUUUAUUCUCUCUUUCUCGUUCUUUCUGUUUCUUUUUCUCUAUCUAUUCAUCUUUCUAUCUCUCUAUAUCAAAAUCUUCCUACGUUAUUUUUUUACUCUCUCUAUCGAUACCCCAAUUCAUCUCCCUUUCUCUUUUCUCUCUCUAUCUUUUUUCUCGCUCUCGAUUUGUCUAUAUCUUCGUUUCUUCUCUCACUUUCUCGCUCUCAUCUCCCUGUUUGA